UGAUGAGAGAGAACAGAAUAUAAGCACUUCUAAUCUCGCUAAGGCAGUUGUUAGAAAUAACCUCCUUUUGCUAUGUUAGUAUAUCUAGCUAUUGUAGGCCUCCUUUCAGGAGUCAGCACUAGUCCAGCAUGCUUCGACAGAGUAGACCCACGCACUGGUGCUACGGAUUGUCACAAUUUGGCAGCUUAUUGCACACACCCAGAUUAUCAGCAGGUGAUGUGGGAGCAGUGUCCUUUAACAUGUGGAAGAUGUCCUGGCGCUUUACCAGACCCUGGAAAAUGUUUUGACCGAGUAGACCCACGCACUGGUGCUUCGGACUGUCCAAGUAAGGCAACACUUUGCACGAACCCAGCUUACCAGCAGAUCAUGUGGGAGCAAUGUCCGUUAACGUGCAACAAAUGUCCUGGCAUACUACCAAACCACUAAUUUCAGUGAACCAUAGCAU
Messenger RNA from Cylicocyclus nassatus, 445 nucleotides. NCBI's taxonomy places the organism in Eukaryota, Metazoa, Nematoda, Chromadorea, Rhabditida, Strongylidae. The record is from the annotation of a GenBank genome assembly.